Xiphias gladius (swordfish) is the source of this 3365-nucleotide messenger RNA. RefSeq names its product fyn-related Src family tyrosine kinase (gene frk). Gene Ontology annotation, cellular component: extrinsic component of cytoplasmic side of plasma membrane. Gene Ontology annotation, molecular function: signaling receptor binding; ATP binding; non-membrane spanning protein tyrosine kinase activity. Gene Ontology annotation, biological process: innate immune response; cell differentiation; cell surface receptor protein tyrosine kinase signaling pathway. The transcript is spliced from 8 exons. Bases 308 to 1876 code for a protein of 522 amino acids. NCBI's taxonomy places the organism in Eukaryota, Metazoa, Chordata, Actinopteri, Istiophoriformes, Xiphiidae. The record is from RefSeq and is a predicted model, not a curated record.
GUCAGCCGCUCCCCAUUCCUCAGCAGGUGCAGUUGAUUGGCGCAAUGGAGCACGACCCGUCAAGUCCCGACCCAAUUCUCUUACCAGGAAACUUGACGUUCAAGCGGUGCUCACUUCCCGCCGUCCGCGUUGUGGGCUGGGUGAGCGCUUAGGCCAAAGACCACUACUUGCUUUUUGAUUCCGGGAUUAUUAAAAUGAGUCCUCGUCUUAUGGAAUGUGGAUCAUGAGCGAGGAGACGGGAUUCCCCAAAACUGUUUCCGUCUGUACUCCUCACACAGAAUGACUUGCUGUGAUUGACGGCCGUGCCAUGGAGAUCCAGAAGAGGUUUUCUGCGUGUUGGCAGAGUUUUCUAGCAUGUUUUAAAAAGCCGAGUCAGUCUGGAGGCCAGGCCAGGCGUGAGCAGAAACCUGCCGCGGCUUUUGAAAACCCCAGUGCUGAUGAAAACACAGAGCCAGACUUCCAUUCAAAAAGAUCUUUACCGCCGCUGCCAGUGGAGAAGGCAGUGGACUUUUACAUCGCCCUGUAUGAUUACUCCGCCCGCACCGAGGAGGACCUGAGCUUCAACACUGGGGAUACUUUAGAGGCUCUGGACAAAAGUACUGGUGAUUGGUGGUUUGCCAAAGCCCUCACCGGGGUUUCAGCCUCCAAACAGGGAUACAUCCCUGCUAAUUAUGUGGCGCCUGUGGAGAGUAUUGAUGCAGAACCAUGGUAUUUUCCCGACACCAAGAGGCAGGAUGCGGAGAAGAUGUUGCUGGCUGGAGGGAACAAGCAUGGUGCCUUCCUCAUCAGAAAUUGUGAAAGUCAGAAAGGAGAGCUCUCCCUCUCAGUGCUGGACAGUGGGAGGGUGAAGCAUUACAAACUGAGGAAACUAGAGAAUGGUCACUACUUUGUGUCAAGGACGAGAUCCUUUCAAACACUGAAGGAGUUAGUGGAACAUUACUCCAGACUGGCUGAUGGCCUCUGUGUGCGUCUGGGUGAACCAUGCAAAAAGAUGGAAGCACCACAGACUCAUGGUCUGUCCUACAACACAGUGGACCAAUGGGAGAUUGACCGCAACUCCAUCAGGCUGCUGAGGAAGCUGGGAGCCGGUCAGUUUGGUGAAGUCUUCGAGGGCCUGUGGAACGAAACCACAGCAGUCGCAGUGAAGACCCUCAAACCUGGUACCAUGGAUCCUGAGGACUUCUUGAGAGAGGCUCAGAUCAUGAAGAGGCUGCGGCACUCCAAGCUGAUCCAGCUGUAUGCCGUCUGCACCAUGGAGGAUCCCAUCUACAUCAUCACAGAGCUAAUGAAGAACGGCAGCCUGCUGGAAUACCUCCAGAAGGAUAAGGGUACCACGCUGCGUAUCUCUGACCAGAUUGAGAUGGCUGCGCAGGUGGCAUCAGGAAUGGCUUUCCUGGAGUUACAGAACUACAUCCACAGAGACCUGGCAGCCAGGAACGUCCUGGUGGGGGAGAACAACAUCUGCAAGGUCGCUGACUUUGGCCUUGCCAGGGUCUUCAUGAAAGAGAAUGAGAAUGUGUACGAAGCUAAAGAAGGCACAAAAUUUCCUGUGAAAUGGACCGCUCCAGAGGCCAUCAAUGAAAACAAGUUCACUAUAAAAUCUGAUGUUUGGUCCUUUGGAAUUUUGCUGUAUGAGAUCAUGACAUUUGGCCAGAUGCCUUACCCAGCCAUGACAAACUACCAGGUGGUCCAGAGGGUUCCCCAGGGCUACAGGAUGCUGUGCCCCCCCAAAUGCCCCAGAGUCAUGUAUAACAUUAUGAUGGACUGCUGGAAGGAAGAAGAACAGGACCGGCCCACGUUUGAGACCCUGCAGUGGAAGCUGGAGGACUUCUUCGACCUGGAUGUGACCUCGUAUGACGAUGCCAGCCGUUAUUAGCAGCACACUGACCAGGCUGCGGCAUGUGGAAAGAGAGGAACAAAAAAAAAAAACUCUGUACGCACCAAAACAAAAUCAAACUCACUUGAAUACAAACAUGAAGGUACGCUGAUAUUUUUAUAAAGUAACAGAUUCAAAUGUAAUUUAAAAUUCCUCUCACAGCAGUCAAAUGAAGGAUCUAAAAUCUUUGAUAUGCAUGUGAUAGAAUACUGUGCAACUGAGGAAGAUUUUCCCACAGCAGCAGUUGGUCUUCCUUUGUGUGACAACUGAAUGCACUUUCAGGCAGGCUGUCCGUCCAUCUCGAUGAACCAGUCCGUCUUGCACUCAGCAUAGCACACAUAGUUCCCGCCGGCUACCUGCCGAGCUAUUCCUGGAAGGUACCCGAGAGUAUCUGAGCAAUGUUCACUUACUAGCUCUGUCUGUUUUGCUUUGUGUCUUAGAGAGCGAGACUGAGUGAGUGGCUGGUGCUGGUCAUCUCACACAUUCCUGAUUGCAUUUGUAUGGUAACUAUCACAGGUGAUCCUAACGUUAUUCAAAGGCGGGCGACUACCUUUGGCCCUAGUAGCCAGAGAGGCCCACUAAAUCAAAAAGAGCAGCAGUGUCAGUGAUGAUUCUCUGUGGGUGCAUCGCUACGAGCAACCCUUUUCACAUUACAUGUAGUACUUCCAGCUUUUCCACUGUUAUUAUGAAAUAUUGAUUAAAGCAAAUUUCAGGGAUAUCAAGUACAUCUGCCUUACUCCAUCCAAAAUCACAAAAAAAGUGCAUUGGAUUUUUCAUGGUCUGACAACUUUUCGACGUUGCCUUGCACUGCAUUGACGCAAACACUCAAAUGUAAAAGUGUAGAAGCAGGAUCUGAAGCCGUAGGGGGUUGUGUUUCCUCCGAUAGGGUAGGGAGCAGCACGCAAAGUGGUAGAGGCAGGCUAGCGGUUAUGUUUUGUAAGGAGAUGCCUACAAACAAUAAAGCCUCAUCUUAUUGUGGAGCAAGCAAACAGUGGAAGUUGGAUAAUCUAAACCUACUGCAUGAGCUGCUUGGAGCAAAUGCAGUUUAGUUUUGAUUUUGGAUGGAGAUACAUGAAUAUGCCUCAGACUUUGCCCAUUAAACAUUGUUGUAUUAUCUUUGGCGUCCCUUAAACAUAUGUUAAAGAUUGUUUAACAUUACGUUGUGUUAAAUUGUAGCACAAGUUAUUAUUUUUAGUGCACAUAGAAAUUAUUUUUUUCCUUGAUACUGGCUGUGCCACAUAGUUUUGGCAGUCCAGUGGCUGGAUGGGUUUUUUUUUGUUUUUUUUUCCUUUUUCCUGGGCCUCUAAAUCAACUAGUCUUCCCACAGUAGCUGCCUUGCAGCAACACACCCUAAACCAAAGUCCUCUCACACCUGUCUGCUUUUAUAAGAGAGUACACUUAGUUAAAUGCAUUUUAUUUGUUAGUCUUACUCAUGUGGGACCUACAGUCUAAUGGCUCGAUGACUGAACAAUGUUACACUGGACUUUUU